Messenger RNA from Rhizoctonia solani, 621 nucleotides. RefSeq names its product GTP-binding protein YPT5. Gene Ontology annotation, molecular function: GTP binding; GTPase activity. The record is from RefSeq and is a predicted model, not a curated record. The coding region runs from base 1 to 621 and encodes 206 amino acids. The transcript has 8 exons. NCBI's taxonomy places the organism in Eukaryota, Fungi, Basidiomycota, Agaricomycetes, Cantharellales, Ceratobasidiaceae.
AUGUCUCGUCAGCUUCAGUAUAAACUUGUUCUUCUAGGAGAGUCAGCAGUGGGCAAAUCAAGUCUGGUUAUCCGAUUUGUCAAAGGAAAUUACGAGGAAUUCAGGGAAAGUACUAUCGGAGCUGCUUUCCUAACCCAAACUGUCGCACUUGAGGAUCAAACUGUGGUCAAGUUUGAGAUAUGGGAUACAGCUGGCCAGGAACGGUACAAGUCGCUGGCACCCAUGUAUUAUCGCAACGCACACUGCGCAGUUGUUGUCUACGAUAUAACGCAACAGGCAUCUUUGGACAAGGCCAAGACUUGGAUCCGUGAACUCCAGCGACAGGCUGACCCAUCCAUCGUUAUCGCACUGUGUGGGAAUAAGUCUGAUUUGGCUGCUCGUAGGCAGGUUACUCAAGAGGAGGCAAAGAAAUAUGCUGAUGAAGAGGGAUUGAUGUGGGGAGAGACUAGUGCAAAGUCCGGGGAAGGUGUUCAAGAAGUAUUUACUUCGAUUGCCCAAAAACUUCCUCUUACUGCGUCACCUCCUGCGUCAGCGCGAGCUGCUGCAUCCAGUGCGAAGCGUGGCGUGGAUCUCAACAAGGGCCAGGGUGGAACAGGCCAAGGGGAAGCAUGCAACUGCUAA